Messenger RNA from Boeremia exigua, 4016 nucleotides. RefSeq lists its product as uncharacterized. Gene Ontology annotation, cellular component: plasma membrane. Gene Ontology annotation, biological process: protein localization to plasma membrane. Lineage: Eukaryota; Fungi; Ascomycota; Dothideomycetes; Pleosporales; Didymellaceae. The transcript has a single exon. The record is from RefSeq and is a predicted model, not a curated record. The coding region runs from base 415 to 3858 and encodes 1147 amino acids.
CCAGAAGCUGCACCAGAACCUGCCUUUUGUAGGCCACGGUGCCAUUGGACAGCUGCGCCGCCUGUUCAGCAUGUACAGACGGCACGGCGCUGGUCUGUUCGUUGUGGCUUGAAGUUCGUCAUCGUUUGGGCACCAACUUUACCAAUCCCGGCAGAAGUUGGUCCGCCGCGUCUGACAUACAUCUCGUUUCCUCGAUCCCCGUGUACAUAAACACCUCAACCCGUGCGCACGCGGCUGCCUGCAUGCUGUCCACGAGCGUCUCCUAACUGCCACCCACGCACUCGCCGCGCAUUGCUACCGCCGCCGCCGCCCUGCCCUGCGCCCGUCGUCCGCGCACCUCCGCUCGUUCGCAGCCCCCCUUCUCACCCCGCGCACGCCCACGGCCUCGCCCACGUCCGCCUCCCACCGGCCUCAAUGAACGCCGCGCGCCAAGCGUGCCGGCCAAAGCACCAGAUCCUCGUCCUGAAAUGCUAUCCCAAGUACAACAAGACGCAGACCGACGUGCGCGCCAACUCGUCCGAGCUCCAGUACCUCCUCUACUACGCCUCGACGCGCCGCAGUAAGCUCACAAAGGUCACCGACUUCCUCGACAAGCGCGCGACCAGCGAUGUGUGGAAGGCGCGCACCGGCAAUGUGCAGGUCACUCUGCAGAUUGUGACGGCGCUGAUCGAGAAGUGCCCGCGCGACUUGCCCCUAUACCAGCGCGCCGUGCUGAGCAUCCUGAAGACGAUUCUGAAGAGCAGCGAUGUGGGCAUGGUCGAGGAGACGCUGCCGGCGUUCGAGGCGCUGUGCCGGCACCAGGAGCCCGCCAGCCUGGCCGAUGCCGAGUACGUGCACCAGUACGAGGAGAUUGUGCAGCUGUACGCCGGCUUUGCGGCGAAGGAGCAGGUCGUUGAGAAGGGCGCCCAGAGCUGGCCUGUGAUGCUGCGGUUCAGGAAGGUGGGGCUGCAGGCGCUCAAGGCGGUCGCGCAGAGCGAGAGUCUGGCCAGCGGGACGGGCAGGCAGCUGAACAUUAUUCUUCCGGUUAUCUUGGAGAAUGUUCAUGGCGACAGCGGCGCGUAUCUGACGCGCUUGGAAUCGAGGGAGAAGGACACCGAGGCGCACGACAAGGAGCUCGCGCUCAGCCGGAGGAAGAGCGUGUCUGCGGCUGCGAGAACGAGCACGAAUGAGAAGGAAGAGGGCGGCGAUGCAGCCGCGGCCUCAGGGACGACUGAAGACGCGGACAAGCUGGCAGAGGAGAAGGUUGGCGCGCUGGCGCUGCAGGCUCUUAGGAACAUCUUUCAGGGCGUCAACCGCGGACAGCUGCGUCUUGCGACGUCGGUCGUGCUCAAGUUCAUCGGCACGCAUGCCAACGGGCAACCCGGUUCGGCCGAGGGCUGGGCAACGAAGCUCAUGGCCAUUAUCUGCACAUGGGCACCUGUGCAGGAUCGAUACGCAAUCCUGGUCGCCAUCGUCGAAGCGCUUGUGCGUAGCCCCAUCGUCGAAGGGGACAUCGAGCGACAGCUGGUGCUGGCAACGACCAUUGACUAUCUAUUGAGCUCCACCAUCAACUUCAUCGGACUCAGCGUCAUGGACGUGCUAGUCGGGCUCAUCUCGCACACACUGUUGAUUCUCCAGCUUGGUGGAAAAGGAUCGAACAUACUGCCUCACCAGCAGCAGACCACAUCGGUGCUGUCGGAGAAGAGCGUCGAAGGGCAGAGCUCUGCCGACAGUGUGGGCGUCGUUAUGGAGGUCACCAAGGAGCCAUCGCAAUCAAGGGUACAACUGCUCCACACCGUACGCAAAUGUAUGGCUGAUCUGGCCACGCACGUUUACUACACCGACCAGAUUUCGGACAUGGUCGAAGCCAUUCUGAGUCGGCUGAAGCCCUCUCCAUCAGCUACAACGACCGCAGAAGCGAUAGAGAACCCGGAGGAGGCGAUUGAUGCAGUUGCUGCCUCAGUUAGCCUGCGAGAGAAGAAGCACGUUGACAAAUUCUUCUCCUUCGAGACUGCACGCAUAACAGCGCUCGAGUCUGUCACUGAUAUUAUCAAGACAGCAAACGCCCGCCGACCCGACGGCUCCUCGGCCUCAGUAGCGCGCAGUAGAAUUGGCGUAAAUGUGUGGAAAGGCACGCAAUGGCUUCUUCGUGAUCCUAGUGGGACCGUCAGGAAGGCGUACGUGGAUGCGUUGGUCACGUGGCUGACCAAGGAGAAGACAAAGCAAGAUUUGAGAAUCCUGGAUCACUACCGCAGGAAAGACAGCGACCAUAGCAAGGGUGGCCGAAGCAAGCGUGCGGUAUCGAACGCGUCACAAAGGGAGAAGUCACCAAAGGUUGCGAGCAAUAGCUUCUUAUCGCUCCUGCAUUUGGCUGUGUACGAGAAUGCGCUGCAGUUUGUCGACUCGGAGGCGGACUACCUGCUUCUGCACCUCCUCCUUGCUACACUGGUCGAGCGACUGGGAGUCAAUGCUGCGCGAAGCGGAUUGCCGAUGGUCAUGCGUCUGCAGGAAGAUAUCGCCACUGUUGAAGAGCCUGCCGCGAAAGUCCGAAUUGGCAGUCUCGUGCACGGUUAUCUGUGGUCUCUCAGCAUGACUUUCGAUUUCGAAACCUCGGCCAUUGGCCGCACAGUCCACAACGAGAUCACACGGCGUAACAGCCAUGGCCUGUGGCUGAAGAGCAUCCGCGUUCCUCCCAUGCCAGUCGACCGCAUCGAUACUCCGCACCCGAGUAUCUCGCAGCUGCCAGCGUCGAUUGUGCAGUCCGAGUCACUACUGCCAUUCGACAACCGCGACGCCCUCGUGGACAAGAUCUCGGAAGGCUACUCGACGUCCCUUUACUCACCUCCCUCGUCUCCACCCGGCUCACCUGGCCGCUCGAUGUCAGCAUCUUCCUACUCUGGCCUCCCGGUCAUCCACCAGCCAACCAUCGAGACCAACAAUAUCCUUUCCACGCCUACCAUCCCGUUCAAGGUCCGCGAGGAUCUUCUUGCAGACUGGACACGUGAUCUGUGCCUCGCAAGCAAUACCAAGGGCGCAUACAGCACCUCUGUCUCCGGCAGCAGAAGCGGGACGCUACACACAGGGAACCGCAACAACUACCUUGGUGUCCGCAUACCCAACGGCGAAUUGGACAGCAACGGUAACUCACCGACUCACAGUCCACGAAGAGCGCAUUCGCGCCCACCGAGUCUAGCAUACGGCCUUGUCGGGCGCCUGUCAUCGCCGCAAAGGCGGCGAAGCCCAAGCGAGCACAGAACCAACAGCAACGACACGCCGCGGAGCCGAUCAUCCCUCCGCAGCUCCGUGCGCGUCGACGACCUCAAGCGCGCCCUGAGCGGCUCCGCCAACGCCCCCCGUACAAGCUACAGCAUGCGCCCCGCCACACGCCGCGACGAGGACGAGGAAACCGACUCCCUCGUCAGCGCCCACUCCCUCAGCGACGCCUCCUUCACCACCACCCACGAAGCCCUGGCCCGCGAGCGCGCCGCCCGCGCCGCCCCAACCGACGACCCCGGCACCCCCGCCGCGACCCUCACGCCCCGCCCUGCGACCUCCCAGACAGAGUCCUCGACGUCCAGCAACCAGUACUUCUCCCGCGCCGACGUGCCGCCCGUGCCCGCCAUCCCCGCUGAUUUCCACGGGCACACCUCGACGCCAUCGACUGCCGGUGUCGGCGAUGCGCCGGAAACUAACGGCGUGGCGAAGAGCCGGAGCGUGAAGAGCGGGGUUAGUAGGGGACGGAGUGGGAACCGGCAGCACCGGGGCAGCGAGGCGGGGAAGCUCGCGCAGCCGAUUACGGUGGAUGAUUUGCUAGGGGAUAUUGGGUUGGAUGACGAUGAGGAGGUGGACGGGGAGGGGCUGGGGAAGGCGCCGUAUUGAGGGCUGGCAAGGGUGCCGCGUUACUUUCGUGUUUAGAUUUGUAAGGGUGGUUUGGUGAGCGGGUUGUGGGGGAUCGAGGUUAGCGAGAGAGGAGGUGUAUUACUAAUUCGUCUACCGUGUCUGCAUACCCGCCUGGCCGCUCGACUCGUGAUGUGGAG